GAACCUGACAGAACCAUGGAUGUAUACCAGAACGGACCCCGCUGACUCCACAGUCCACGUGUGAGCCAGUCCUCUUUAAUCCCGGGUUCAGUUCACUGCUGUAGACCGGGUCCAGUUCGGCACACCACUGAACAACAGUUAGAACUUCCGGAAACAACCGGAAGUAUGAUCCGUUGAAGAUUCUUCACGUCUUUCUUUCUGCAAACUCUCCAGUGGGCAGUCCCAGAGGGCGGGGUAGCUGCAGGAUUCUGCUUCCCAGUUUGUGUCUUCGUGGAUGAUUGCUUCAGUCUCUCUGGAUCACAGCCUCGGCUCAGUGUUGGACGGGUCUCUGUCUUCCAGGACUCAGCAUGGAGACAGCAGCAGACCUCAGUCAGCAGUGCAGCAGCUGUGAGUCGUCCUCGGCCAGAUGCUGGUGUGUGGACUGCAAUGAAGCUCUGUGCGAUGUGUGUGUGUCCGCUCACCGGCGCGUCUCCAUCACCAGAUCCCACCGCCUGCUCAACCACCCCCCCGCAGGAGCUGUGUGUCCCCCCCCCACUAAGUUCUGCAGGCUGCACCCGUCCGAGCCUCUCAAGCUGUUCUGCUUCACCUGUCAGCAGCUCACCUGUAGAGACUGCCAGCUCACCUUGCACAUGAACCACAGGUAUCAGUUCGUCAGCGAGGCGUUGGACUCUCUGAAGAAGCAGCUGAAGGUCAGGGUUAAGCCAAUCAGAGCGUGGGGAGUCAGAGCGGGGCAGAGCCUGCAGGACAUGGAGACCAGGCUGCGGGACAUGUCCCACUAUCAGCUGAACCUGCAGAAGGAGCUGCAGCAGUCCUACACCUUCCUCAUCCAGACCCUGAAGAAGAGGAUGGACGACCUGCUUAGGAACGCUGAGGAGGUCUUGGCCUCAGAGAAGCAGCAGAUCCAGAGGGUCAUGGCGAGGCUGAAGGACCUGCAGCAGAUCCAGCAGACGCUCACGGAGAUAGCGGGGAAGGCCAGCAGCAGCAGCGACGUGGCGGCCCUGCAGACCUACAGCGAGCAGGUGGAGCUGCAGCUGCAGGGGGUUUCUGAGCAGGGCUUUGCUCUUCCUCUCAACAUGUCUGAGCUGCAGAUCGUCACCAGCAAGACGUCUCUGGAGGCCAUCCUGAACUUUGGUGCCCUCAAAGUGUCGUGGGUCCCCUUCUCGGUCUCACAAACCUCCCCUCAGGACCCUCCUCCCAAAGUGUUCCAGCUUUCACCGGUUUUGAAAGAGACCGCAGCCGGUACGAAACAGUUGAGCCCUCAGUCUGUGUUUCAGGUCUCCUGCCUCAGCCUCCCCCCCGCCAUGUGUCAGCUCCGGAUGCUGCUCCGUAAGACCCCUCCUGUAAACCACUGGCCUGCACAGCAAAAGUACAGUCCCACUGGAGAACCGAGUUCUACUGGAGAACCGAGUCCAUCUGUUGUAUCGAGUACCCCUGUAGAACCGAGUACCCCUGUAGAACAGAGGCCAUCUGUUGUAUCGAGUCCCCCUGUAGAACCGAGUCUCCCUGUAGAACCGAGUCCCCCUGUUGUAUCGAGUACCCCUGUAGAACAGAGUCCCUCUGUCUUACCGGGUCUCCCUGUAGAACCGAGUCCCCCUGUAGAACCGAGUACCCCUUUAGAACCGAGUCCCUCUGUCGUACCUGGUCUCCCUGUAGAACCGAGUCCCCCUGUUGUACCGUGUCCCCCUGUAGAACCGAGUCCCGUGGUAAGGGCCGUGGCGGACUCGGCCUGCGAUUGCAGCGUUCAGCCGCUCGCAGAAAGGCAGGAGCCUGCAGAGAACGAACCAACCUCCACCAUAUCUGAAGAACCUGCAGGAGAAACGUCUGCACCUGGAGAACCGGACCAUGAAGCUGCAGAAUCGAGCUCUGUGAUUGGAUAUCCAGGUUGCAUGCUGCCUCUGAGACCGCCUGCCGCCGGACGCCACCCCCCGUGUUUCCGUCCGGUCCUUGGUGAUGCAGAAGAGGAGGGUGACCUGCGAGACAUGAGCGAGGACACUCAGUGUCCUACAGGUGACGCUCCCGAGCUGCCGUCUCCUCCGGAGUCUCCUCCGUCUCUGCUGAUGGUUUCCUGCUCUGCCUGCCGGUCUGCCAACGCUUCAAUUAUCUGCUGCUUCUGUGGUCGAGGCUACCACCGAGGCUGCCAUGUUCCCCCCGUUGGACCGGACCUCUGGAGUGAGUGGAGCUGCUCGCUCUGCCAGGACCUGUCAGACCCCGUGGACCCCUUCAGCUCCCAGAGACCAGGACCCCCCCCACACCUCCGGCUGCAGGACCAGAGGAGGUGUGAGAGCCUGCUGCUGUUCCUCCAGGUCAGAGGCGGCCCUCGACUCCCUCAGUCCUCUCUGAGCGCCAUGUCGGAGCGUCUCUCGUCUUCGUACCGAUCAGUUUCAGAGUUUAGGUCUGACGUCAGGAGGCUGUUCUCGCAGGACGACGACUUCCUGAUCAAACUGCAGGAGGAAGUGAAGGGCCACUGGAGGUGGGGUUCCCGUUUAGAGGAGCAGGAAGCUGUGCCGCAGAAACAGGAAGUUGUGCCGCAGAAACAGGAAGUCGAGCAGGUGAGACAGGAAGUUGGCAGCAGAGGGUCCAGACGGUUGCUGAGGAGGAAGAGGCUCCAGGAACUAAAGAUGGAAACGUCUCGCUCCAAGAGGGAGAGGACGCACGAGACAGAGGACCGAACCAAACCAGAGACUUCUGGGAAAUGAAGUCUAAAGUGGAAUCUGCAAACUGAAUAAUAAAUAUUUGUUCAACGAGGACCUCAGUCUGCUCAGGAAAUCUGCUCGUGUGACACAAGGACUCAUUUGAAAUCGGACCAAUGUGGGCUUCUUACCUGCCUGCUGGAGCGUGGAGUCGAUGCUCCUCGGGCCUCGUGGGAAAUUGUCAUUUAUAUUCAUGGAGCCAAUGCUUCAGUUCCUAUCGUUUUACUAACUUUAUUUCUAUUCUUGUAUAUUAAAUAUCUGAAAUGAG
Eleginops maclovinus (Patagonian blennie) is the source of this 2958-nucleotide messenger RNA. RefSeq names its product tripartite motif containing 33, like (gene trim33l). The transcript has 13 exons. NCBI's taxonomy places the organism in Eukaryota, Metazoa, Chordata, Actinopteri, Perciformes, Eleginopidae. Gene Ontology annotation, biological process: chromatin organization. The record is from RefSeq and is a predicted model, not a curated record. Gene Ontology annotation, molecular function: ubiquitin protein ligase activity; zinc ion binding; chromatin binding. Bases 348 to 2696 code for a protein of 782 amino acids.